UCUUCCAAAUGCAUCGACCUUAUAAUUCCUUCUCUCAAGUAGAUGGCGGUAGUGCUCCUUCUCAAGCUGCCAUCAAAAGAGAAGAAGAACCGUUGGAACAAAGUAAAGCUUUAGUUUUAUCCGGUUUUAGCGCAGCGGGAUCAUUUACAGUACAGCUGGUUGCCGAUAGUCAUCGAGUAAAGGUCAGUAACCUGGAAAUCUCGUCUUAUCAGGAUCAAGGCAUUCGCGUGACCGAGUAAUUUGUCAUGGCUGAGGUGCAGAUUCGUCGCUAUCGAGAAGAAGAUCAUGAAGAAGUAAAGGAGGUUUUUAGUAUUGGUAUGAGCGAGCACAUCCCAACUUCCUGCAUGCACGUUCUCAAACAGCCCCUAGCACAGAUGUUUCUGGGAUGUGUGUUUUGCGCUUUGCUGACCAGCUCAAAGUCCAUCCUUUUGCCUGUACUAGCAGUCACGCUGCUUUUGGCCGCAGGCCGUCAGUGUAUAAGUUACAUGUUCACUAAGUACAUCCAGACUAGCCUUGAUCAAGAUCUCAACCACAUUCAGCAGACCUACCUGGAUCCACCUAAUGCCUGCUUCUGGGUGGCAGAGAGCCAAGGUCGUGUUGUGGGUACAGUAGCAUGUUUACCUGCAGCGAAAGACGAGAACUUCCUGGAAUUGAAGCGGAUGUCGGUUAAAAAGACUCACCGUAGACAAGGCAUUGCCAAAGCGCUGUGCCGUAUGGUGACAGACUUCGCUCGUGAACGUGGUUAUCUAGGAGUGAUGCUUCAUACCUCGGUGGUCCAGACGGAUGCACAGAAGCUCUAUGAGCAUAUGGGCUACCAGAAGAUCAGAGAAUUUCAUGCUCCAGAGUUUAUUGCCAAGCUGACUAAUUACACAUUGAUAGAGUACCAACUCAUCAUAAAACAAGAUCACAACUGAAACUGAGAUCUGCAAUUUCACUAAGCCCACCAUGCUGUUGAUGAACAGGCUUUUUAACAAGUCACUUUUUAUAUAUUUUUUCAAAUCACUAAAGAAGCACACCACUAUUAUCAUUUGUCUAUUUCAUAAUCAUUAACUUUAAAAAAAAAAAAAAAGGGGGGGGACUAAAAGGGAACUAUUUUUUUUUAUAAGAAACUGUUCAUAUAGGGGAAAAAAAAAUCUAUUUCUUGUAUGAGUUCAAAUUAUUGUUUUAAAAAUCUUAUUUACUUUAACAACCAUGAAUUGGAGCCAAACAAGGUGUCCAGAUCUUGUCUGAACACCAUUAAUGUACCUGUCAAUGAAUAUUUAACGAAUAUAUUCAAUAUUUGGAAGUGUACUUAUAUAGCCUGUCCUCUUCUAUGAAAAAACAGUGCAUUUAUUUUCUAUAAAUGUAUUUGGUCAACAGAGGCAUGAGAUGUAAAUGCCUUGAAACCGACUGAUGGUGUUUAACAGGAACUGCGUGCAGUUCCAAUGAUGUGAUACAUUUCCACCUCCUUAGCACUGAUGUUGAUUACAAUGUGACAAUUACGUAUCUGUAUUAAUAGUUUAUGCUUAUUAACAAAAAACAUAAUCAUCUCUCCACUAUUAUCAGAUGACCUAUAGUUGACCUUUUUCUGCUUUUUUGAUUGUCCUGUGACUGAAUGAUUAAAUGACUCUAAACAUGUAAUGCAACUGGAUAAAUUGCUUUUUUCUGAUGAGACCAAAUGUAAUUUGUUGUAAUGAGAAAUUAAUAAAACCUUUUUAAAAUGUA
Messenger RNA from Ctenopharyngodon idella (grass carp), 1704 nucleotides. It is a transcript of the gene nat8, whose product is annotated as N-acetyltransferase 8. Lineage: Eukaryota; Metazoa; Chordata; Actinopteri; Cypriniformes; Xenocyprididae. Gene Ontology annotation, molecular function: N-acetyltransferase activity. The transcript has 3 exons. The coding region runs from base 246 to 914 and encodes 222 amino acids. The record is from RefSeq and is a predicted model, not a curated record.